CCCACGUGGAAGAGACUAGAAACGCUGCAGUGUGUGAGUCACAUGGUCUGGUCACAUGGCCUGUGACGUCACCGGCUCACAUCUACGGAAGGGGAACUAGUCCCUUCCUUCCCACGUGUGUGGUGCCGGGGUCAGUCAGUGUGAGCUGUGCAGCAGCAGCCGGCAGCGGGGAUGGGGAGCAAGCGGAAAGGCGCCGGGGACGGAGGGGCUGAAGGGGGUACAGAAUCCCCGGAGGUGACCGGGACCCUCAUCAAGUCUCUGUUAUCAGAUCCGCAGUCUGCGUUGAGAGGAUUGGAGCAGUUUGUCAUUUUAUCUAGAAAACUUCCCAGCCCUCACCUCUAUGAUGUGGUUGAGGGUUAUCUUAAAAUAUCCGUGGAGUGCGUCGAAAUUCUGAAACUUUUAGAUGGCGAGAGACGUCCUGAUAGUGAGACCAUCCUCAUUUUCCAAGCUUUGGAAGCCAUUUUGCUGCGGACGGCCAGUGACUUGUCGCAUCUCAGUGUAGCUGGGGUCAACAUAGUUAAGAAAAUGUUGGAUACACACAUGAAGUUAAUCUAUGCAUCGGUCUAUUCCGAGACUCACAGGGUGUCCAGAAUCUGCUUCAAUUUACUGUCCGCGAUGGUGACACAAGGGCAAGACUGUGCUAGAAGUGUGUUUAGCCAUUUUGAUUUCAAUAACAAGUUCCUACCGGGGUUGUUGAAAAAGAGAGAUAAACAGGGUAGACCAGAUGUCCGCUUGGCAUGUAUCCAGUUUGCACUUUCUUUCCUGAUUUGUGGAGAUAAUACCACCAUCACUCAGGUUCUGGAGCUUAAAGAUUUUUUCGGGGUGAUAUUCAGCACUGGACUGAAAGAGGACCGCAUCUCUACAAUAAACCUCUUGCUGUCCCUGCUGCAAACCAAGGUUAUCCAUAAUAAGGCCAUCACAAAGACCCAGAAAUUGCGCUUUUUUACUUCCGUUAUUUUAAAUCACAUUGCGUCCCUGUACCGCUGGAGUGGUAUUGUAGAUGUAAGCACAAAGGAUGUCCAGGGCACCAGUGAUCCUAAAGAAGCGGGGAAAGUAAUGAUCAGGGAGUUAGUACACAACUUCCUUAUGGAUCUGUGCUGCUCCUUAAAGCACGGCAUCACUUUUCAUGACCCCAGUCUUGGUACGGCUGCCAGGGCGGGCAAUGUGGUGCUUCUGCAGUUCCUGGUUGGGCUGAAGAUGGCGGCUGAAGAUGAGUUAGUUGGGGAGCUGGUGGUGAAUAUACUAAAGGUUUGCCCGGACCUGCUAAACCGAUACUUUAAGGAAAUCUCAUACUCCUUUGUCCCACGGCUGAAGUCUGCUUGGAUGGACAACAUAAAACUACUAAAAAAGAUCUACGAAGCCCAGCCCCCAACAUCUGUGGCUUUCAAGACCACAGAGUUUGUCCCACUCCCACGGCUGAUAAACAUGGUGAUGAUAACGACCGUAGCUCCAGUGUGUACGAAGACCAUGUUCACUCAGGGACUUAAUGUACCGAACAAAAUCGUUAAACAUACCACCUUGUCCCUCAUGUGCUCUAUCCUGAAACGGGCCGGGCGAAACAUCGAUCACUGCCUGAAGGAAGAAGUCUGGCAGAAGUCUGACCUCUACACUCCAGCCACCAUGGCCGAAUUUGCCCAAAGAUAUAGAGAAUCUCUGAGUAAGCUCUUGCCAGACGUUAAUACCAUAGUAGCAACCUGGCAGUCACUCUUAAAGCAGGAAGAGGGCGACAGCGAGAAAGGGAAGGAGCCACAAACGGGCGACAAUAAAACCUCCGAAUCCAGGGAACUGGCAGGACUGACAGAGGAGAAAGAUGAUGCUGUCCAGAGCACCCUGGUGAAGACUUCCCUCCUCCAAGUCCUGUGCCUCUAUCAGAGGGUGGUUCCCCAUUUAGUAUCUCAGAGCAAUUUUGAUUUCAGCAAACUACUAAAAGGUAUUGUGAGUGAGAGUGGUGUCUGCGAGGAGGCCCCUCCCGUCCUCCAGCAUCAGAUCCUUCAGGUGGCCCUUGAGUUGCCAGCGAACAAGUUUUCAUGGUUCAAAGUGCAGGAGACGCGAGAUGUUGGAGGGGAGAAGUCUGUGUUCUAUCUCCUUCUGAAAAUGUUUGUCACCUGUAAGAAAAUGCAGCUGAAAACGUCAACCAGAUUGUUAAUCAUUAAGAUUCUGCGUGACAGUGGUGUGUUCGAAUACACCUGGAAUGAGCUGGAGCUGUGGCUGAGGUGUCUGGACAAAGUAGAGGAGAACUCGCAGGAGGCUGUGAUCCAUUUUUUGGAACAGACCCUGGUGAAGGUGGUUUCUAACCCAUACCCGUAUACUGACAAAGCAACGGAUUAUGUGCAAGAGGCCUGGGUGCUGCAGACCGACCUGGGGAAGCAGGAUUCCGAUGCAGUCAGCAUCCCCGUCUCACACAUUGAUGAUGUCAUGGAUAUGGUGGACGUCAUUGUUGAGGGCAGUGAAGGCCUAGACGAGGAAGUCGGACAUGCUCUGGACGAGGAGAUGAUCCUCCAUACCUUUCCAUUCAGUGCUAUGGUCCCAGUGACGCUUGAAACCAGAAAUAGGCUCUUGACAUCUUGGAAGGAUGGAGAUGAAUUUAUGAUACAGUAUCUAGUGUCCGUCCUGACCGAUGUACUACAUGCCCAACGGGACCCUCUGGCCCUUUGCCUGGCCCUCCAGUCUUAUGAUAAAGACAUACCGUCCGUGGAUAUAAGUUCUGCUGCAUAUAUUCCACUACAGUGCUUUUAUAACUACUACAGCUUGUGGUUGCCGCCAUCUGCUAAAGAGAACCUGUUUACAGCACAAGAUAGCUGUGGGACGGCAGUUACGGGGCAGGAUGAAAAGUCCACCUAUGAUUGGCUGCUGAGGAAGGUGUUUGUGAGCGACCGCACUGCAGAAGACUGUGAAGAGAUGUUGAAAGAUUCUGUUAAACUGAUUGAAAAACAAGAGCUUCUGCUGGCAGUGAGGCACACCCUGCUGUGUCUGAAGACUACUGUAGAUAACUUCCAAAAGCAUAAAAAAAAUACAGGAGCAAGUUUACUUGGUCUCUUCUUGGACCUUCUAGGUUUUCUCUUGUGCCAGUACCAGCAGGUUAAUUCCAGUCAGAAAGAAACAGAAGAGAAACUGAGCACAGAGUCUGACCUAUUUACAGAAGACAACACCGGUGUCCUGGCUUCUACAGAUAAUACGAUCUUGGACACCAUGCUCUCAGUAGUCUUCAAACACCCCACGUUGGAAAGUUGGUUCCUGGCCUUAGAACGCCAGUUCGUUCCCCAACACAAUUUAAAACCGGUCUGUGUUAGACUGCUGUCAUCUCAACUGAACCAGGGCUUGUUGCAGUUGCUGAAAUCCAGCACUCCUCUGCUACAGGAAACCAGCAAUCUUCACCUGGUAGUCAAAUAUUUUGAUGCCAUUUCCGCUAGUGUCUUGAAGGAGCUAGAAUCGCCCAAAAAGACUUCAAAGAAGAUGUCACUUCCGCUAGAAGCUUUGGAGAGCUUACAUCCAAACAUGGACACUGCCCAGCUAAAUGAUGUUACUCUAAGUCUCUUGAAGCUUCCUGAAGAAUAUCUUUUGGAGGGCAAUGAGUUAAACGGUUAUGGUAAAGUUUUGGUUCUCCUGCUUAAUGACCGUCAUCAAAGAAAGCAAUGCCAGGAGGAUUUGGCCUUCUCAGUGGAACAUGUAAGAGGAGUAGGACAUCUGUUGUCAACAUCAGCUGGUCCCGACCUAGAACCUAUCCUCUCCAACGCUCUGCAGAGAGAACCUGCCUUUGCCCAUGUGGUGGGCAUUGAUGUACUUACUCACUGUCUCAGUAAGAUGACCAAGACCUCUCUGGCUGUUGUGGCUCUGUUGGUUCAGCACAGCCGGGUUCACCGGUUGCAGUUCGAACUCUGGUGUUUGAAUCCUGGAUCGGAAAAGCUUCUGAGAAAGAAAAUGGAGACCUGUUUGCCACUGAUCAAUGGCUACUUGGAGACCAGCAAGCAUUUCCCAUGUACACAGCUGUCUAAAGUGUCCUCUGCCGUCCUCCGUGUACUGAAGGAAGUUUUCUGGAAUAAGCUGGUAAAGACUGCGCUAAGUGCAGAGACCUCUGGGCAGACUUUGGAACAAGUCGCGCUGCUUUCCAAAUUGGUUGCUCUGUCCGAAAUUAAUGAAUUAAAGAGCCUGAUGGAUGAGCUCCCAGAGGUACUAGGACAGUCGCCUUUUCACGAAAAAUGGGCCCUGGCUGACUGUGUGUCACAAGCUGCAGACUGUGCUGGGGUGAAUGUUGGCUCUUGGCAGCCGGCUCUUCUGGCGGCCUGUAUGAAGUGUCUGACUGCCACAUAUGGCACCCACAAGGAACCGGAGGAAGCGGCACAGGAAGCGGAGAUAAACCUUCUCUCUCGCCUGAAGAAUCUCAUGCUUUCUGUCAGAGCAGACAUCCCCGCUGAGUGGAACAGUCUAGUGAAAGCCGGACUGAAGUAUCGCUUUAAGGACUGUGCAUUCUUGGAAGCUCUGCUUACUGGAAUUGAACAGUGGUACGAUACAGAGGGUCCCUGCACGAAGAACCUGGUGCAGUUACCUGUUAUCCACAUGAUGGUAACACAGCACUCUCUGUUCCUGCCCUGUUUCCUGAGAUCGAGAGAGGAGGAGAACGCAUGCAGUGACAUUCGAGAAAAGUUGGUGGAUCUCCUGAGAUGUAUAGUCGGCAAAUGUCCAUCUGUCUGUGACAGAAACCAUUUUGUUGCUUUACUUGGUGCCUAUGGAGCCAGUCUCAGCAUGACAGACCAAAAAAUACUCUUCUUGCUGCAGGCCUAUGAGCAGAACAACGUGAGCCUCGCAGAUUUCAGAUUGCUGCUCUGGGGACCAGCGGCUGUAGAGCAUCACAAGACCCGAAAGAGUUUGGGGAAAUCCCUUUGGCAGCAGCCAAGCAUGGAGGAGAUCCUCAGCUUGUUAGACAGAGAAAAGAUGAUGGAGACCAUUCUAAACUUCCCCCUGCACCUCAAGCUGACCGCCGAGGCUGGCAAGAACGUUCUCUAUGAAGACGGUGCAAUACAAGAUUUGAAUAAUGUGUAUGACCCGUGCUUUCUGCUGCCUCUCUUCAGCGAACUACUCCGGCCAGAGCUGGUUGUGGACUGCAUGAAGUUUGUGGAAGUGAACGCGUUGGGGCUGACAUUGGCUGCGCUUAGCAGUUACGAUUACAGCAUGCGAGCCGCCGCCAAUCACGUCCUCGGAUCCUUUGUCUCUCACAUGGAGGGAGCUCGUUUCAGGCACAAGGAUGAGCUGCAGUAUGUUCUAGACGUCCUGAAAAACGGAAUCGGGCAGGAGAAUUUCCGGCUGACGUUCUCAUUGGCUCUGUAUAGCGCUAGAGCUGUCCAGCAAAUCCUCAGGCCAGAAGAACAUAUGUACAUUAAGAUAACCAAGUUCUUGCUGUCUCAUGACUACUUGGACCUGAACAAAGUUCCUGACUUCUACAGACUGUUCUUCAGCUCUGACAUAGAGCACAAGACAGAGCGCAGGUGGAUUCUCGCACUAUUGGGUGAUGGAAUGAGGGACAAGUAUUGCUACGAGCUGUACGAUUACCAGAGGAUUUUCAUGGUCAUUAUGACGUUUUACAACAGUCCUCUGUGUGAUGAAACACUGCAGAAUCAGAUCAUGGAUAUAUUUAUGAAAGCCUCAAAAGUUCCAAAAGCCGCUUAUGAACUGAUCCGAGACCACAGCCUGCUGACCUGGAUACUGAAUAUCCUGGGCAAGUGGUAUAUUGACAAUAAAGCACUGGGUAGUGUAAUAUCAUUAAUUAGUAACUUAUGGUUUACUAACCUCGGAAAGAAAGAGAAGGCUAAAUCCAGAGGCAGCCUGAGCCAGGAGGGAGCCACAGACCAAGAAAAGUUCCUUCCCCUCCAUCUGGUGAAUGAGUAUCUUGGAAUAGUGAUGGCUCUACUCAGACACAUCAGGGCAAACUUAGAUGGUGUCCUCUGUAACCAGUAUUUCAGCACCUUCAGCUCCGUUCUGAGAUACCGCACAAGGGUUUUGGAGGCAUUUAAAGAAAUGGGCCGGUUUGCCAUUAAUGAGCAGGUGUUUUCCAGCACGCAGGCACUGUUACUGCUGCAGAAGUGGAGUAUUAUUGAGAAGGACCUGGGCCUGCAGGAGAAUCUGACUGCCUUGGCCAAGGAGCACAGAGUGAAAGAGCUUAUAAACACCAUUAAAGAGAAGUUCAGACAACAAGGCCCACGGCGGCUUAGGAAGAAAAUUGAGGCUGAAGCAGAGGCAAAUCUGGAACCGCAACCGGUCUCCAAUCUUGAAGACUCCAAAAAUCAUGUGAAAUCCAUAUUGAUCCAUUGGGUACCCACUUUUUUGAACUCUCCCUUCACCCCUGCAAAAGAAGGGAAAGAAAACGUGGAUCAGCGUAAAGAGACAACAGCAGAGGACAACGAGACAAAGAGUGAAAGCGCUAUCGAUAAUCUAGCCUGUGCCACCGCCAGCCUAGUUGCGAAGUGGAUAAUAAACGUAGAGGGGGAUCUCACACUGAGCUCAUGUGAUCUACACAACUCUCUGCACUGGUUGGAAACCUGCAUCUUACCGCACACCGCUGUAGUGCAGGAACUUGUCCGAGACCAUAAGCUGAGAAGUACCCUCUAUAAACUAUACUACAGGGUCUGUGAUAGCCCAGAUUCCAGCCUGGAACUCUUGCACUUGUCUAACCAGGUUAUGAUGAAACUGAUAGAGACUCAGAAUCUGAGCACGGAUGCCUUCCAUAACGCUGUGAAGAAACUCUGCCUGCUGCUGGGUGACGGCGCCAGUGACCUGCAGAAAGCUGCUGCCAAUUUCCUAGUGUCCCUCUACGUCGGAGAUAUUUGGCUCGGUGCACAAUCGCCAGUUAUGUUUAAAGCUCACGUGAAGAUGGUCUGUGAAGCCGCAGACGUGGACACUUCAUGUUCGGAGGACAAGACCCCAAAACGAAAAAAGAGGAGAGAAGAGCAAGAGGCAAUUGUGUCCAUCUGUAGAGAUCUUUCUGCUACUUUGCCAAAGAGUUAAUUUCUCCUAGCAGAUCCAUUCAGGUCUUGGUGAACUAUGAACCUGUCUGUUGUACCCAAAACCAUACUUUUCACAGGGUCAGGUAUGGUUCUGAGAGCUUGCAGAAACAGUUCUGCACAGUGUCAGUGUGUUCUCGCUACAGCUAUAAAUGCAUCUGCAAAACUGCAUUCCCUCAGAGCAAUAAUCUGCUUUCAGUUUAACCAGUCACUAAGUAAUCUUCAGAGGUAUACGGUGCUACAGUGCACAUACAAGGAUUGAUGCCAAUUAGGCCUCCCAGACAGAAUUCGGUCAUUGUGACACACCCCUACCAACUGAAUUAUAGUUGCAUUGAAGACUUCAAAAGUGGCAUUUAUGUAAUUUCUUUGCAACCCUGCUAAUAUGACGUGAAGAAUGCUGUUUUGCUACCCUUGGUUCUAAUACCUGACGUGUAUAUAUGUGAUCUUAGCAUGUGCCUUUUUUGGUAUGUACAGUGCCUUCUGGCUGCCUGCCAGUGAUGGAACAUCAAUACACCAUCUCAUCUGUCUACAACUUUUAUAUGACCCCAAUGUAAAGCUAAGAUAAUGUAUACUUGUUUAUGUAUCUGGAAUAAACUCUACAACUAUUUUAUAUUUA
Messenger RNA from Pseudophryne corroboree (corroboree frog), 7608 nucleotides. It is a transcript of the gene URB1, whose product is annotated as URB1 ribosome biogenesis homolog. Gene Ontology annotation, cellular component: nucleolus. The transcript is spliced from 39 exons. Lineage: Eukaryota; Metazoa; Chordata; Amphibia; Anura; Myobatrachidae. The record is from RefSeq and is a predicted model, not a curated record. Gene Ontology annotation, biological process: maturation of 5.8S rRNA from tricistronic rRNA transcript (SSU-rRNA, 5.8S rRNA, LSU-rRNA); maturation of LSU-rRNA from tricistronic rRNA transcript (SSU-rRNA, 5.8S rRNA, LSU-rRNA). Bases 172 to 6996 code for a protein of 2274 amino acids.